AUUAGGUAAUACGGGACGUUAGAGCUAAACUAAUAUACGGGGUUUGCUAGUUAACUUGUCGUAUCAUGGACGAAGUUGAGAAGCUCGAGCACCUUUCGCUAGUCUCUAAAGUCUGUACAGAGUUGGAAAAUCAUCUUGGUAUGGGUGACAAGGUCCUUGCUGAGUUCAUCAUUGAUCUAGCGGUCAAGAGCAAAACAGAAGUGAAAUUCAGGGCUGUACUGAAAGACAACGGGGCUGAGGUUCCUGAUUUCUUUGCUGCCAAUCUUCUACGUCUCAUUCAGAAAAUGAAACCUACCGCUUUUACGGAGAAACCAAUAGGAGAUGGGACAUCCGGGAAUGUAGAACCAGAGGAACCUUUUGAUUUGAAGAGAAAAGCGUUUCCUGGCUUGUGUAUUCCGAACGAUAAAGAGGUAGCGAGUCUAGAGAUUUACUCAGAAACCAAGAACAAGGAAGUCAAUGAAGAGACAUCUCACGUCACUGAAGAUGAACGGAGUCGAGGGCGGAAGAGUGAGAUGUCAAAGAGUCCAGAGAGAAGAAGGAAGAGAUCAAGAUCUAGGUCGAGAAGCAGGGAAAGGCACAGAAGGAGAUCACGAUCACACAGCGAUGAGAGAAGACAUGGUCGUAGAAAACACAGAGAUAGAGAUAGGAGACGGUCACAUUCAAGAGACAGAAACAGGGAGAAGAGAAAAAGUCAGAUAGACCGAGACAGAGAACAGUAUCUUAGCGGCAAAUCUAGUGCAGACGAACCACAGGUUGCCAACAUUUACACAGGCAAAGUUUCAAGCAUUAUGCAAUUUGGCUGUUUUGUACAACUCGAGGGUAUGAGAGGAAGACAUGAUGGUCUCGUGCACGUAUCUCAGCUUCGACGUGAAGGACGUGUGGCAAAUGUUGCUGAUGUGGUGAAACGUGGACAGAGGGUGAACGUGAAAGUGUUGUCAAUAACUGGAAAUAAAAUGAGUUUAUCCAUGAGAGAAGUGGACCAAGAGACUGGAGAGGAUCUCAAUCCUGCAGGUACUGAUCGGCUGCGAGCAAAGAUGGGUGGAGAAGUGGAGAACAAGCAGAGGGAGGCAGUCACACGAAAUCCUGACAGACCGACAAACAUACCAUCUAUGGCAGGAAGCAUUGCAGAAGAUCCUGCACCGAAGAAAUCAAGUCGACGUAUGACAUCACCUGAAAAGUGGGAGAUGAAACAGCUGAUAUCUGCAGGUGUGAUUGAGAAGUCGGAAUAUCCCGACUUUGAUGAAGACACGGGUGUUAUGCCUAAGAUUGAUGCCGGGUCUGAUGAGGAAAUAGAAAUAGAAAUUGUUGAAGAUGAACCGUCAUUUCUUUCUGGUCAGACAAGGCUCACUGUUAACAUGAGUCCUGUGAAGAUUGUCAGGAAUCCAGAUGGCUCGUUGCAGCGUGCUGCAAUUACACAAAGUGCCUUGGCUAAGGAAAGACGUGAGCUACGUCAGGCUAAACGAGAAACAGAUAUGGACACUAUUCCAAAAGGUGUUGGAAAGUUCUAUGACGACCCAAUGCCGGAAGGUGGCCAACGCUAUUUGGCACAUGAUUUCAGAGGCAUCGGGUUAAAUCCGAUGGAUAUGCCUGAGUGGAAGAAGGCAUCGUUUGGUGGUAAUAAAGCAUCGUAUGGCAGGAAAACAAAGCUUUCUAUUGUACAGCAACGGGAAGGCUUACCGAUAUUUAAGUUGAAACGUCAGUUGGUUGGGGCAAUCACUGAAAACCAAUUGCUGAUUGUGAUAGGCGAAACUGGCAGUGGCAAGACUACACAAAUGACACAAUACAUGGCUGAAGUUGGACUGACAGUUCGAGGCAAGAUUGCCUGCACACAGCCUCGUCGAGUGGCUGCCAUGUCGAUUGCCAAGCGUGUUUCUGAAGAGUUUGGAUGUCGUCUUGGUCAGGAAGUUGGAUACACAAUACGUUUUGAGGACUGCACCAGUCCUGAGACGGUCAUCAAGUACAUGACAGACGGCAUGCUACUGAGAGAGUGUCUAAUUGACCCCGAUAUGAGCCAAUAUGCAGUUGUCAUGCUGGAUGAAGCACACGAACGGACUAUCCACACAGACGUCCUCUUUGGUCUAAUGAAGGAAGUUGUGAAGCGGCGUCCCGAUAUGAAGCUGAUUGUCACGUCUGCCACUAUGGAUGCUGUCAAGUUUUCCACAUACUUCUUUGAAGCACCCAUCUUCACUAUUCCGGGUCGUAUGUUCCCAGUGGAAAUUCUCUACACAAAGGAGCCCGAGACUGACUACCUUGAUGCUGGCCUUAUCACAGUGAUGCAAAUUCAUUUGACCGAGCCACCCGGAGACAUCCUCGUCUUCCUUACUGGUCAAGAAGAGAUUGACACGGCUUGUGAGAUUUUGUACGAACGGAUGAAGUCACUUGGUCCAGAUGUUCCUGAGCUAAUCAUACUUCCAGUCUACAGUGCCCUUCCAAGUGAGAUGCAGACACGCAUCUUUGAACCUGCUCCUCCGGGCAGCCGAAAGGUUGUGAUAGCAACAAAUAUUGCUGAGACAUCCCUGACCAUUGAUGGCAUUCACUACGUUGUUGAUCCGGGCUUUGUCAAGCAGAAGGUCUACAACUCAAAGAGUGGUCUCGAUGCCCUUGUUAUUACACCCAUUUCUCAGGCACAAGCAAAGCAGCGUGCAGGUCGAGCAGGAAGAACGGGACCUGGCAAAUGUUACCGCCUCUACACAGAGAGAGCAUAUCGAGAUGAGAUGCUUCCCUCGGCCGUUCCAGAAAUUCAACGAACAAAUCUAGCAAGUACUCUUCUCAGUCUCAAAGCAAUGGGCAUCAAUGACCUUCUGUCGUUUGAUUUUAUGGAUCCUCCACCUAUGGAGACUAUGGUGAUGGCUCUCGAGCAGUUGCAUUCGCUCAGUGCUCUGGAUGCUGAAGGCCUCCUGACACGUUUAGGCCGACGGAUGGCCGAAUUCCCACUUGAGCCACCGUUAUCCAAAGUUCUUAUCCAGUCGGUUCACUUGGGAUGUAGUGAGGAAAUAUUGACAGUCGUAUCCAUGUUGUCAGUCCAGAAUGUUUUCUACCGCCCUAAGGAUAAGCAAUCAUUAGCAGAUCAACGCAAAGCCAAGUUCCAUCAACCUGAGGGUGACCACCUGACUUUGCUUGCUGUUUAUAAUUCAUGGAAGAAUAACAAGUUCUCUAAUGCUUGGUGCUAUGAGAAUUUUGUCCAAGCCCGCACUCUACGUCGUUCCCAAGAUGUCAGAAAGCAGAUGGUGGGCAUCAUGGAUCGACACAAGCUUGAUAUUGUCUCAUGUGGCAAGAACACAUCUCGUGUUCAGAUGGCGAUAACCAGUGGCUUCUUUCGAAAUGCUGCCAGGAAGGACCCCCAAGAAGGCUACAAGACCCUAGUGGACAACCAAACUGUGUAUGUCCAUCCCUCCAGUGCUUUGUUCAACCGACAACCAGAUUGGGUGAUAUACCACGAAUUGGUAUUGACCACAAAGGAGUACAUGAGAGAGGUGGUUGCUGUCGAUCCCAAGUGGCUGGUAGAGUUUGCACCAGCCUUCUUCAAGUUUGCAGACCAGAACAAGCUCAGCAAACGAAAGCGCAACGAACGUCUUGAACCGCUCUACAACAAGUACGAGGAACCCAACUCCUGGAGAAUAUCGAGACAAAAACGACGGCAUUGAGACUAUGUAUUCUAUCAAGCAUGCUUUGGAAUAGUUUCAAUGCGUUAUGGAAUUAUUUCAAGUAUAUUUUGGAAUUAUUUCAGUACAAUUUAGCAUAGAGUGAUUGUCUUGAAAGGCUGUCUGUUAGCAAUGUUCUCUAUGUCAAUAGAUAUUCCUGUUGCUAACGUGUCUGUGCUGCUGCUGAGUCUCUUCCGGUUCAUUGUUGUGGGUGCUAAACCGCUUGUAAGUAAAAUAAGGUUCUAAUUGAAGGCUGCACUGGGAGAUGAAGGAGGUUGUG
Molecule: messenger RNA, 3921 nt
Organism: Corticium candelabrum
Lineage: Eukaryota; Metazoa; Porifera; Homoscleromorpha; Homosclerophorida; Plakinidae
Product: ATP-dependent RNA helicase DHX8-like
Exons: 1
Coding region: 66-3644 (1192 amino acids)
Biological process (GO): spliceosomal complex disassembly; mRNA splicing, via spliceosome
Cellular component (GO): catalytic step 2 spliceosome; intracellular anatomical structure
Molecular function (GO): ATP binding; RNA binding; RNA helicase activity
Source: RefSeq, a predicted model, not a curated record